UCACUUUCAAACCAAAAUUGACAUGAUUACUUCAUUUUAUCAAAUAUUCAUUCUGUUUUACUUCCACGAUUUUAGUGGAAGUAAAUUUAACAUUUAGACUGUUUAAAUAACUAAAUUAUCAGUGAAAUUUAUUCAAAACAACAUGGUGUUGACCGCCGAUAUAACUUUACCUGAAGAAUCGGAAUUGACAGUGGAAGAAGUCAAUUUAUCGACGGCUACUUUGAGAGCUGGUUCUUUCCAUUUAGGAAAAUACUGCGAACAGGCCAAUAAUGAAUUCAUGCUCUGCCGUUUUGAAGAAAAGGAUCCUCGUAAAUGCAUUAAUGAGGGUAAGGCUGUCACUGCUUGUACCCUGGAGUUCUUCCGGAAGGUGAAGAAGACUUGCUUGGCUGAGUUCAAUCAGUACACCAAUUGCAUUGAUAAGAGCUCUGGUGAUUUUGGUCUUCAGCAUUGCCGCAAAACUCAAGGAGUGUUUGACGGGUGCAUGCUGGAGAAGCUCCACAUGGAGCGUCCAGAGUUUGGCUACUUCACUGAGGUCCGAGUUCACUCCACCAACAGGCCCAAGCCUCUGGUGGAAGAAAAGGCAGUAUACCCCGAUACUACUCCAGCCUUACCCGACGACGCAGAGAGGAAGCCCGCACGAUUCGGUUCCCGCUUCUACUGGAUGACAGAAUAAACACCCUACCUCUAACACUUAGGUUGAAUUGAAAAUGAAAUCAGUGAAAUUACGAUUUUUGUAAAUUAUUUUAAAGUUUAAAUGUCAAAAAUUAAGUGAAAAUGAUUAUUAGAAAGGAUUUUUUGUCACUUGUGCUGUAAUAUCAUGUAAGUGAAGUCACUUUAUUAUUUUACUUUCAUAGCUGUUUAAAUAGUUUGUAGUAAAAUAUGUUCAAAUUA
This is a messenger RNA of Bicyclus anynana (squinting bush brown), 891 nucleotides long. It is a transcript of the gene ND-19, whose product is annotated as NADH dehydrogenase [ubiquinone] 1 alpha subcomplex subunit 8. The transcript is spliced from 4 exons. The coding region runs from base 143 to 673 and encodes 176 amino acids. Gene Ontology annotation, biological process: mitochondrial electron transport, NADH to ubiquinone. Lineage: Eukaryota; Metazoa; Arthropoda; Insecta; Lepidoptera; Nymphalidae. The record is from RefSeq and is a predicted model, not a curated record.